Cygnus olor (mute swan) is the source of this 8078-nucleotide messenger RNA. RefSeq names its product DnaJ heat shock protein family (Hsp40) member C5 (gene DNAJC5). The record is from RefSeq and is a predicted model, not a curated record. Gene Ontology annotation, biological process: regulation of synaptic vesicle cycle. The coding region runs from base 573 to 1169 and encodes 198 amino acids. Lineage: Eukaryota; Metazoa; Chordata; Aves; Anseriformes; Anatidae. Gene Ontology annotation, cellular component: membrane; presynapse; intracellular membrane-bounded organelle. The transcript is spliced from 8 exons.
UGGCCUCACCUUUGGCGUGGGACCCCUAACCUGGAAGCAGACGGCGCGGAGCAGCGCAGCGGACCGCACGGCAGCCUCGGGAAUUAGUUGUGUGACCGCCUGCGCUGCAGGACACGCAGGGGUCGUGGCAAAGUCUGGGCGGAGGUACGAGGGGCGUGCCGAAUGCUGAGGACCGGAGCAGAACGGAGCACUUCUUUACCUUAACAUAGGAAAAGUGUUUCCCUUGUGCUCCGGUAACUUAAAUCAGCUGCAGGUUUUUCUUGUGACCUGAAGGUGCAGCGGCACGGCGGUACCCACGCGAGCAGCGCGAGGCUUCUCGGCCCAGCACUGCGACUGCAUGCUGUUGGGUGAAUGAUGGAGCAAGUAAAAACCCCAGUGGCAUUUAGUCGCCUCUUCCCGAAGCGCUGCUCGCCAGCUCAUUGUUUUAUGGCAUGAUACAUCGUUCUGAUCUAAAAACUCCGCGCAGCGACACGAGGAGAUUCAGUUCUAGAGGUGCCUGCGAGCAGUUACCGCUUACCUCAGAAUAGUCGAACGAGAUUCCAGGGACCACUCCUCUGUUCAGGUUGGUUAAGAUGGCAGACCAGAGGCAACGUUCGCUGUCUACCUCUGGAGAAUCGUUAUACCAUGUGCUAGGACUGGACAAGAAUGCUACUUCUGAUGAUAUUAAAAAGUCAUACAGGAAACUUGCAUUGAAAUAUCAUCCUGAUAAAAACCCUGAUAAUCCAGAGGCAGCAGAAAAGUUUAAAGAGAUCAAUAAUGCUCAUGCGAUAUUGACCGAUGCGACAAAGCGAAACAUUUAUGAUAAGUAUGGUUCUCUGGGUCUGUAUGUAGCAGAGCAGUUUGGUGAAGAAAAUGUGAACACGUAUUUCGUCCUAUCCAGCUGGUGGGCAAAGGCCUUGUUUGUGUUCUGUGGGCUCAUCACAGGCUGCUAUUGCUGUUGCUGUCUGUGCUGCUGCUGUAAUUGCUGCUGUGGGAAGUGUAAACCUAAACCUCCUGAAGGCGAAGAACAGGAAUACUACGUCUCUCCAGAGGACUUGGAGGCACAGUUGCAGUCAGAUGAAAGGGAGGCCUCAGACGCACCUAUUGUGAUACAGCCAGCAUCAGCCACAGAGACGACCCAGCUCACAGCUGACUCUCACCCCAGCUACCACACUGAUGGAUUUAAUUAAGUUAAGGAAACACUGUAAUUAGAAUGGAUAAAAAAUUACAUGGCCAACUCAACACUAGAAUCAUGAACAUUAGAAGUAGAGAAUGGGGAGGGGGAAAAAAUUCUGCCAGAGUAAGAAGGCAGCUUUCCAACCUGCCGAGAAUAUUUUGUAAUCCCUUCAGCCUUUUGUCACCUUUCAGUGUCGUAUCUUGAUGAUACGUGAAGUGCUGUAGCAUGCAGUAUUUAAAGCAGUUUAGCUACGGUUUUAUGUUUUCUUUCUUUUUUUUUUUUAUAGCAUGUAUGGAGUUAUGUUAAAUGUCUGUGGUGUAAUGUAUUGAGUUGUCACAAUAUGUGUGAGGGAGACAUUCUGCAUUUUAAGCAGUAGUACUGGCCUAAAAAUGAGAUUUAAAAAGAAAAAAGCUUCAUAAAGCCACCACUUUUUCAUACAGCCAAGCUGUCGAAGACCUUUAAAAGUUCAUGAAUUUCAUUUGGGUGCAGCAAGCCAAUUCUCUUAUUCCUCCUAUUCCUGCAUUGUUGUCUAAGCAAGUUUACAAAGCCAAGAGCCAAAAAAAUGCCAGUCCUGCAGAGCUGGAAUUCUCUUUAAUGCUGGUUUUCAGCUUAAAUAAAUCUACCUUGAAAAAUAAAAAGGGAGAGUUUCCAAUCUUUGAACAGUUAAAUUGAUGAACACCUCUUUAUGUGUAAGGGUUAUCCUCAGUGUCAAUGUAAUCACAAGCUGUAGUUUGUCACAAAUCCAACUGUGAAUGGGUUUCUUUGGUGGUGGCGGUGGGAUUUUAACUGCAAGCACAAUUCUGCUUUGGUUUGACUUUUCCUGAAAUGCUAAAGACCAAAUAGUGCAGCUUUUCUGAAUGCAUGAGAAUCUUACAGUGAAACUGGUUCAUUGGUUUGCACUGAGCAAGUGGAUAAAAUACAGACAGCAGGCAACAGCGUAAAUGUUAAAAAUAAUAAUAAUUGGCUUUUAAAUUUUUCUCUAAUAUUCUGAGAUACUAAUAGACAAGUGGGGUAUUACGUGUUUUUAAAACUUUUUAUAAUCCAUUAGCCCUUUAAUUUUCUCAUGAGCAUCUUUGUGGAGUACUUAAAUGGCUUUUUAAGAACAAAACACCUUACUUUAUAUUUAUAUUGUAUAAUUUGCACAUUGUCUUGCGUUUAGACUUGUUUACACCAGUUUUUCUUUUCCUCAGAACAACUGUGGGGAAACCAUUGAAAGGUUUCCUGUGCUGUUUUGAAGCCAAUUAUGUUUGAAUACUUCUCUUGAAACUGUGGUCGAUUGAGAUUUGUUUAACUGUUAAAGAGGCAUUUUAGUCCGCUGCUGAAUCGCUGGUGUAUUUUGUUGUUAAUCCUCUUGGUUUAGGUGAUACGGAGCCGGGAUCUAGAGCAGCUACCAGUAAGCCUACGUGUGGCGCUUCUAGCAGUUAAUUACAGCCUCGUUAAUUCUGCUCUUCAUGGUUUUAUAUCACAAUGCCUCUACUGUCCUUUGUACCCCCCGUCUUCCCCUUUUCAUUUUUCACCUAUUUCUGUCCCGAGGCUAUUUACAGCCUUCCGUCCGGUGUGUGCUUUGGAGGUCUCUCGCGCUGCUCUUUUACAAGGUCCAGGCGUUGCGAACGGGGUUUAAAAGAAAAAAAAGCACUGUCAGGCUGUGGGAACUGCCAGCGAAUGAAGGGUACCCUCCUGCCAGGGAAUCUUUCUGAAUUUAUUUUCACUCCAUCUGUGCGCGAGCUGAAAAUGAUAGAGCACAUAAAAUCUGACGUGAAACCACGUUAAACGUAGCGGGUAGAAGAAAAUGUUAUCAACACAGUCUAAAUACCGAGGGAGGAACGCGUGCAAAAUGGGAUUUUACUGUCGCUCUUGGUACAAACACAUGUUUAUUGCUCGCAUGUGAGCCUGUUGCAAGUAAGCAUGCUUUUGUUACCACGUCAGGUUCCAAAAAUUAAAAAAAACUCUGACUAGAUGUAAGGAGCACGUUUGUUAAGUAACUUCUGCCUUGUAGAUAGCCCUUCAGACCUGAAAUGUUGUGGGUUAGUGAAAGAACCUUCUGAUUUAUGUCAGGAAAAACUUUCUUGGGUGGGCUCGAGGACCGUUGUGUGUGAUUUGGCUCAAGGUCUUCGAUUAAUUAAGUCUUUGUUUGACCCCUUGGAAAGAAAAGCAAUUUUAAAGCUUAAAAUGACAUCACGUUGGCUGUCCUUGUAGGUUUUGCCUGAUGCUGGUUCUUGAUGUUGAAUUGCACCCUGGAUUAUGCUUGAAUUUCUCUACAGGCUCCCUUCCCUGAGAACUUGCUGGUUAGAAUGGCCCCUGUACUCCAUGCAGAUCGGUCGAUGUUGUCAGCUUAAACAAACAAAACCGCCCUUGGGGAUUUUUUGGCUUUUUAAAUGAGCGUAGUUGAUACGAUUGACUGGGUAGAGCGAGAUAAAGGCUGUUUCCCCGUGCGCUGUGCGUGUCUCACUCCCAUCUCCACGCGUUCGUCGGGACGUGUAGCAAAAAGCUUUGACUGCGGUUCUGUUCCUUAACCCCCAGGCAUCUCUGUUGACCCCAAAAAAAAGCUGUCAGGAGGCAGCGAGUGGCCGGGAGAGCGAGCGAGCGCGCCGGGGCUGGCGUCGUGCGAGGAGGCAGCGGCAGCGCGGGGAAGCCCUGCGGGCGAGGUGACAGCAGGUCUGAGGUGCGGAGCAAAGGGAGGAUAGAGGCGAUGCCUUCAUCUGUGUUCUGCGCUGCUUGGAAGAGAUGACAUCCAGGGGAACCGCCUGGUUUGGUUCCUCUUUCAGCGAGGCGUGAGCCGGAGAGGUGCUGCUUUGCUUUCCUUUCAGCUCUUCCUGUGGGUGGUGUGUGAGGAGUGAAUUAGUCCGUGUGCGGUUAGAUGCCAGUAGGAGAUGCUAGAUGCUCCGAGGGGAACUACGCUGAGAUCCCAGUCACAGGGAAUGAGGAGAAAAAGCCUUUUUAGGUGAAUAUUCGUAUUUUUUGAAACGGUCUUAGUUUGCCCGUGUUCCUCUGUAAUCUCUGAAUUUAAGAUUAUUGUAUGUUAAUGUCUUUCUUCCUGAACUAUACAAGAAAGUUAUUUAAACGUUGCUGCUUUAAAAGCUAAAAUAGUGUAACCAGAAGAUAUGUAGGGCAACGCCCGCUUUUUUUCUGUUGUAAGGUACAAGAGCAUCCCGAUGUCGAACAGGAGUUGCACUUCAAAAUGGCCAAAUUUAAUCCUAGUAAAUGCAAAGUUGUGUUGCAAAUAGUAGUUAACAAAUGUGGCUGGCACAAUUCUGAGCUUAAGUCGCUGGAGCUGCGUUGUCCCUGCCAGAGCUGAAGCAGCAGCUUCGCGGGCACUGGAGCCUGUCCCCGGCUUGCAUGCAGAAUGUUUCCUUCCAGAACUGAGCCUGAGCGCUGUUCUCUCUGUUCGGCCUCCUGCCAGAACGAAAACUUGAGCUUGGAUUUUUAUUUUUUUUUUUGGUUUUUAAAAGUUGCAUCGCGGUCUUUUGUUUUACGAGUUGCCUGAGACCUCUGUUCCAGGAGCGCGGCCACCUCCGCCCGGCUCCUGGGUCCCCGCUCAGCGGCCGAUUUCUGAGCGCUUUUGUGGCUCCUCCUCGCGGGGAGGAGCGCGUCCAGAGCCCGACUCCGCGGGUGUCGAGGGCCGGCUGCUGGCUUCGCUCCGAGUUUCGUUGUGCAGAGCGCCCUUCGUAGCUUCGGGUAAGUGAGGGCAGCCCUGGGCGCGUCGCAGCGGCCGGGGGCUGUCGGCGGUGCGGGGCUCGCGGUGCCCAACUCCCUACGCUCCCUGCGGAUGAUGGGGUACGAGGGCUGUACCCUCACUCCAAGCCGAUGAAGGGGCAUUGCACCGGUGAAACGUGUAUGGCUUUGGUGAUGUAUGUAGGAAGUUCUUAAAUAUUUAUCUGUAUAUAACUUCGGUUUUGUAAACCCCCGUGGUGUCCGAUAUGGUGUACAUUUCUGCCGAUCCCACGCGGUGAUGUUUUAGAGCCAUGUUACCUUUUCAGUCUUUUAUUUUUAGAUCUGUAAUAUUUUAAAACUGCUUUAGAUAUUAGCGCUCCUAGUGGUAUUACAACGUGAUGCUCUUGGAAGUCGGGCUGCGCGCAGCCUGCGGUCUGACCGGAGGCACCCGCGCAGGAAGGCGGCGUUGGCACCCAGCUGAGGAACGCCGGGGCUCGCGGCGGUGCCGUGGGAGGGGGGAGUGCGGUUUUAAAACCCCCUCGUCUCAGAGCCUACAAACACUACAGGUAUAACCCGGGCAGGAACCCAAUAGGAAAUACGUUCCUGCCCCGUUUAUUAAGGCAGUUACGUUGCGUGGUGUAGAGGGACCCUGGUGUGCUUUUUUUUUCUGUGCGGGGGGCACACCUCAGAGCAUCUGUAACGUGUGCGCUCCAGAGGAGUACCCCGUUCUCUCGAGUAGUUUGUGCCCUUCGUCUGUCUGGUGCCCCUCAGUGUUCUUGACGUUUCCAGGCAGUUUAGGAAACGUCUUUGUGCUGCAGUUUUCCCUACCCAAUGCAACUGGAUAUUGGCAUAACGUUUAACAGGAGAUUCUCGCAAGGUAGUCAGGGAGGCUACUGCCACUUGGCGGCCCCUGCCUCCUGUUAGUAAUUCUGGAUGCUGUUUAAAUAUGCAUUAAUCUUAGAGCACUGAAUCAUAACCCCCCAACGCAAGUGUUUAUAGUGUAAGGUUGGUAUAAACUUAACUUGCUUAAUCAUUUGAUGCUGCUUCUCUGUGUUAUUGUGGAAAUCAUCUAGUUUGUAGCGUACCAUUGCACCAACAACUGCUUAAAAUAUCUUGAAAGUCUGACUGAUAGCUAACUCAGUGGCAGGAAAUUUGUCAGUGUUCAAGUCCUGCAAGAACUCUGGUCUGCUCCACGUCCUGCGUUGGGAGGUUUAAGCGCUGUCCGGGACUCUGCAAGACGGAAAUCCCUGUUUCAGUCCGAGAGGCUGCUUUCUGUACACGAAGAAACUGCAUGAGGGAAGCUGUCGGUCUCUUUCUGUCUGCACAAGCCAAAUGCCGUAAAUCUGGAAGACAAACCUUCGUUUGGAAAUCAGACGCCAAUGUUACGUGCACAGCUCAUUUUGUUGUUCAAAGGAUAGAUGCUGGGAAGUUCUGGUGGCUAUAUAUAUAUAUAUGUAUGUAUGUGUACAGAGGAAGCGCGUAUAUAAAACGGCCAUUCAUUCUCGAGUGCUGUUGUCUUCUCUGCUCCCUUUCCCCCACGGCCAGCACUGUGGGUGUAUUCCCGUGGUCGUGCUCUGUGUGCCGUGAUGGCUUCCACCAAGUGUGCGAUCUGCUUCAGUUCCCCCAGUGCCGCUUGGCCUCGGCCCGGUCGGCUGGCGCUGGGCUUUGCUGCUCCGGCCUUUCUUUAGGGAACAAAACGAAACCCAGCAGCCGCAAGGAGGGCAAGGGAAUAGGUUUGGCUUGCGUGGGCUGGUACGUGGGGAUGGUUUAAGCGUGGUCAACACGCUCAUCUCUGGAGGUAAACAGAACACAGUGUUGGUUUUUCCCCUAUGCUGGUUUUCACCGCGGUGUACUCUACAAAGUGGAUCUCUGAGCUCACCAAGCGAGGUCCAAACCCGCGCUGUAGGUUUUGGAUUGCAGCACCGUGUGUGUGUAUGUAUAUAUGCACAUAUGUAUAUAUUUAUACAACAGCUGUGCACCUCGUACUUGCCGCUGUUUUUUCUUUGGUGGUAGAACGUGAAAUUUGGCUCAAAGUGCUUCUGUGAACUCUCAGACAAGUGGACGGUGCGAGUUUUGUGGGGCCAGAAUUGUGCUUUCUGCUUGCAGCUGCAGGAAAAACAACAACUGUUGGCUUGAGUGACUGGUGAACCAGUGGAAGGAUCCUGUUGUAUAAAUAAAUAGGUGGCGUACGAAGCAGAGAGCUGUGCUGCUCGGAAAGGGGAAAACAAUCUUUCCUCCCGAAGUCUUCCCUCCUUGCUAGAGUGAAUUUAAACUUGAGCAGUGUUUUCGCACAGCCUGCUCCCGCUGUUCAAUUUGCAGUGCUCACGGGUUGGACCCGUAAGACUGGGAGCUAUUGCGAGUCACAAAAGUAAGGUUAGACGGCCGUCUGUGUAAAGACACGCGGCUUGUGGCCAGCGUUCGUGGGAGCACCACCGAGUUACUGCUGGUCGUGCUGGGUAGAGAGCGCAGCUGCGCCUGCGCUUCCAGAAGCUGAUGCAGAACGCGGGGGUUUCCCACUGCGCAGCGGUCAGCAGAGACGGGGGGAUUCCUCCUGUCGCGUCCACGUUUGUCGUUCUGUCCGUGUCCGACACGGUGGAUGAACUCUGACUCUUGCCAAGUCCCAAACCCUCGCUGUUUCCUCGUUUGGGCGCGUGCCACGUAAGCCAGUUGCUGUCAUUCCUCCCUCUGCUCGUCCCCACCUUCUCCCACUUUUUUGGGCUGGGCGUGGGUUGUUUGGUUUGCGUUAUCACUGACAUCCAAGGCAGUUUAUAUUAAUUUUGCGUGUGAGCAGGGCCCUGAGCUAAGUAAUUCAUCAUGGGGUUUUGUUGUACUGGCCUCUUUCUGAAGCCUGAGGGAGCUGAGGACGGAAGGAGGGAAUGCGUUCUGCAUUUGCACUGUACUUCAACUCGGGCGGGGCGGGGGGAGCCCGUCUUUAAAAACAAAAAAAGUUGUAAAAAAAAAAAAAAAAGAAAAAACCACAAUCGAAGUAUGAAUGCAUCUGAGAAGCGAUUAUAAUAUAGACAUAUAUAUAUUUUGUUAUGUUACUAAAGGACCAUACUUUGAAUUGUAUGUAAGUAGAUGUGGCUGUCCGAACCUUGUGGAUUGUAACACUCGAUACUACUGAGCUCCUGUACAUACCCGCAGUUACAGCAGAAGGAAUUCUUUUAUGUUCUAGCAUGGUAAUUCGUGUAUCGUACGUCUGAAUAUAAACUAAAAUAAAGAUUGCUAAGUUAUCUGAAACCACUGUUGUAAAAUAAAUGUUUUCAAUGCA